Molecule: messenger RNA, 537 nt
Organism: Thlaspi arvense
Lineage: Eukaryota; Viridiplantae; Streptophyta; Magnoliopsida; Brassicales; Brassicaceae
Source: the annotation of a GenBank genome assembly
GAGGAAUAUGACACACAUGACCCUAAGGGCCACUGUUCGUUAGUACUGCCUUUUUUGAUGAAGAGGACGAAAGUUAUUGAGAUAGUUGCGGCACAUGACAUUGUCUUUGCUCUUGCUCAUUCUGGUGUUUGUGCAGCUUUUAGUAGAGAGACAAACAAGAGGAUAUGUUUCUUGAAUGUCAGUCCAGAUGAAGUCAUCCGAAGCUUGUUUUACAACAAGAAUAAUGAUUCCCUCAUCACAGUUUCUGUUUAUGCUUCGGAUAAUUUCAGCUCAUUGAAAUGCAGAUCAACAAGGAUUGAAUAUAUACAAAGGGGGAAACCAGAUGCUGGGUUUCCUCUUUUCGAAUCUGAAUCUUUGAAAUGGCCUGGUUUUGUGGAAUUUGAUGAUGUUAAUGGAAAGGUGCUCACUUACUCGGCACAAGAUAGUAUAUACAAGGUGUUUGACCUAAAAAACUACACCAUGUUGUACUCUAUAACAGAUAAUCAUGUUCAAGAAAUCAAGAUAAGGCAAGAAUUUGUGCACAUGCAUAUAUUGUAG